AUGUCACAAUUAUUCGAAUGGGCUUUCGGCAAAAAGCUUACUCCACAAGAGAGACUUCGAAAAAAUCAAAGAGCACUUGAAAAAACACAACGAGAGCUAGCAAGAGAGACAACCAAGCUUCAAAGUCAAGAAAAGAAGCUAGUAGCCGAUAUCAAAAAAUCUGCUAAACAGGGCCAGAUAGCAAGUGCUAAAUUACAGGCUAAGGAUUUGAUUAGAACUAAAAAUUAUAUCGUGAAGUUCAAUUCGAUGAAAGCUCAAUUGCAAGCAAUCCUGUUGCGUAUUCAAUCAGUACGCAGUAAUCAGCAAAUGGCAACGUCUAUGAGAGACGCUACAAGAUUAUUGUCGGGUAUGAAUAAGUCCAUGAAUUUACCCCAAUUAUCACGAAUCGCUCAAGAAUUUGCAAAAGAGAAUGACAUGAUGGAUCAAAAGCAAGAAUUUAUGGACGAUGCAAUAGAUGAUGCAAUGGCGGAAGAUGAUGAGUUAGGUGAAGAUGAACAAGCCGAUGAAAUAUUAAGUAAGGUAUUAGACGAAAUUGGAGUUGACUUAAACACAAGCUUGCAAGAUACCCCAAGCCAAAUAAACGUCCAAUCGCCGGAUAGAGUUGAUAACGGCAGGGUGGCAGAAGCGAUUGGGGGCCCAAGUAAUAACGAGGAAGACGACUUACAAGCGAGGUUGGAUAAUUUAAAGAAAUGA
Debaryomyces hansenii CBS767 is the source of this 693-nucleotide messenger RNA. It is a transcript of the gene VPS2, whose product is annotated as ESCRT-III subunit protein. Bases 1 to 693 code for a protein of 230 amino acids. The transcript has a single exon. The record is from RefSeq and is a predicted model, not a curated record. Gene Ontology annotation, biological process: late endosome to vacuole transport; endosome transport via multivesicular body sorting pathway; protein transport. Gene Ontology annotation, cellular component: multivesicular body; ESCRT III complex. Lineage: Eukaryota; Fungi; Ascomycota; Pichiomycetes; Serinales; Debaryomycetaceae.